Erpetoichthys calabaricus (reedfish) is the source of this 986-nucleotide messenger RNA. Its product is annotated as natural cytotoxicity triggering receptor 3 ligand 1-like. The record is from RefSeq and is a predicted model, not a curated record. Bases 297 to 986 code for a protein of 229 amino acids. NCBI's taxonomy places the organism in Eukaryota, Metazoa, Chordata, Cladistia, Polypteriformes, Polypteridae. The transcript is spliced from 3 exons.
UAUUGAAGAACACGAUUUUACACAUCAAUAUCACAGUAGAAAUCAAGUUUUGCUAUGGAGGAUAGCUUCUCCAGCUCACCACUAUUUUAAAUCCUAUUUAUUUAUUUAAUUAUUUAUUUUCCAUAAACAGACCACUUUUACUGUGUAAUUAUAUUUCGUUUGUCAUUUGCUCAGCUUCUUUUUGUGCUCUGAAGGUGCCAGCUGAUGUUGAAGUGGGGCGGAUUUAUCGAAGAUAAAAGGAAGUGAAAACAUCAGAGUACUGCGGGGGGAUUUCGAGACGAGCUGAACUGUAAAGAAUGUCGUGGCUAAAAGCAGGACUGUACGCCAUUUCUCUGACUGGUUUUUUCCUGAGUCUGGCAAAUGAUGUCUUCCUCACCCCCAAAUCAGCCAUUCGACUGAUUGGACAGAAAGUCGAAUUCCAGUGUCGCUUGAAGAAAGAGAAAGACUGCAAAACUACCUUGUUUUUUUGGCGCCACAUACCCAUUUUUGAAAAUGACAGUGAAACCGUGGAAAAGGACAUCGAGAAUGAAGGACGGUUUUCUAUCAAUGAAGAGAGGCCGGUCAGCUCUCUGGUCAUCACCGAUGUGAAGAUUACAGAUUCUGGUUACUUCAAUUGUUCUGUGAUGUGUGUAAACAUUAAAAAAGAAUCUCUAUUUGAGCGUUCACAACUGGAAGUGCAAGCCGUCCCCAAGCUGACCCUCCAUUACCAGACUUCAAGUGAUGACCCCAGCAACCUCCACCUAACCUGCAGUGCUGUGGGUUUCUAUCCUCCCAGUAUCACCCUGUCCUGGGACCACACCUUCCAUGAAGUGAGCCACUCCAUCCUGCAAGGUGAUCCCACACUCCUUCAGGACGGCACCUACAACAUCACCUCCACUUUGCUAGUCAAUGCCUCUCUUUGGAGUCCUGGGGAAGAAAUUGGAUGUGUGGUGAAUCACAGCUCUCUAACACGGCCACUGAGGAAGAACAUCAUGCGAGGUCAGUGA